Molecule: messenger RNA, 327 nt
Organism: Entrophospora sp. SA101
Lineage: Eukaryota; Fungi; Glomeromycota; Glomeromycetes; Entrophosporales; Entrophosporaceae
Source: the annotation of a GenBank genome assembly
AUGGAUGACAUAGAAGACAUUCCCUUAUCUCCUCCUCCUUUUGAAUAUGAACCUACUUCUUCAAUUGAAAUCAUUUCUGAAACAGAAACAGAUAGCUUGCCUACCAAAAGUUCUAUGGAAGAAAUCCCAGUAUUUAACGUUCCUGAAAUGAAGAAAGAAGAAAACAAACCGGAAAAAGCAAUACCGACUCAACCAGAAGAUUUAGUCGCUUCAACGCCUAGAAAUUCCAAGAUUAUUACUCCCAAGGUUAUAAAUUCUUCUGAGAUUAUUGAAAUCCCUUCCCCUGUUAGCGAUAAAUUGGAAAUAUCCCACUUCACCAGAAAAUAA